Messenger RNA from Etheostoma spectabile (orangethroat darter), 1322 nucleotides. RefSeq names its product nucleoside-triphosphatase, cancer-related (gene ntpcr). The coding region runs from base 91 to 678 and encodes 195 amino acids. NCBI's taxonomy places the organism in Eukaryota, Metazoa, Chordata, Actinopteri, Perciformes, Percidae. The record is from RefSeq and is a predicted model, not a curated record. The transcript has 5 exons. Gene Ontology annotation, molecular function: ATP hydrolysis activity.
CGUUCUGAGGUGUAGUGCUUCCUACCGCGCAUGCGUCAACUCAAUGUGUACGGAAGAGCCGUAGCAGCAUGUUGGACGGUGUAAACUGAAAUGUUCAAACACGUUUUUCUGACAGGACCUCCAGGUGUGGGGAAAACCACUCUGGUGCAAAAAGCCUGUGAGGCUUUAGUGUCCUCCGGAGUGGGAGUUGAAGGGUUUUACACCGAGGAGGUCAGGGAGGGAGGCCGGAGAGUCGGCUUUGAUGUAGUCACUGUGACAGGAGAGAGGAGCCACCUGUCACGAAUCAGAGAUGUUGCCGGUUCAUCUCAUGGCAGACGGGAGAACACAGUCGGCCAGUAUGUGGUUGACUUGCCUUCGUUUGAAAACCUGGCUAUCCCCCUCUUCAGAAAUGUAAGACCAGCAGAUGGGGGCAGCAGGAAGGUGUUCGUCAUUGAUGAGAUCGGCAAAAUGGAGCUGUUUAGCCAGUCGUUCAUCAGGGCAGUGAGACAGACUUUGGAUAGCUCCUCCUGCACCAUCCUGGGCACCAUCCCCAUUCCCAAGGGUAAACCUCUGGGUCUCGUGGAAGAGGUGCGGAGCAGCAGAGAUGUCAAGGUCUUCACUGUGUCUAAGGAAAACAGAAAUGCCAUUCUGCAAGACAUUUUAGCAACACUACAAAGUUGUCUUAAACACACAAGCUAAUAUGGAGAUUCACUGCGCUUGUUUCAUUUGUGUCAGUGUGUAUACAGUACACACAGCCAGACCGCUCAGUGAAUCUACCCCUGCUUCAUAACAGGUUCAUGACCUAACUUGAGGGGCACACCGAGCUGCCUCGAAGAGUCAGUGUGUCACCUGCAUAUAUUUAUGUACACACAUACAUUUCUUUUUUGUCUUUCUCAUUUAGCUUUAAAAUGGAUUGCAUGCUAAAUAAUAAAUUGUGAGAUGAUGGAACACAGCGGGGAAAUUGUUCAGUUAGUGCGUAAAUAUCCAGUGCUCUCCGAGCCAAAGACUGCUGGUCCCCAAAACAGCGGUUCUAUUUUUUUAUUCAGCUGUGGGUUUAAAAUAGACUCGAGCAAGCAUUUCUCAUUUGUUAGCUUAUAAUAUUAAUUUGUUCACUAGGACAAGUGGUGCUAUUUUAUUUUGUGUAAAGUACCAAGCAGAGUAGUGUUUAUUCAUUUAGAUCUUGGCUAUGUGAGCCCCCCUUGUGUUUGUCUAGUCAACCUGAGUGGGCUCAUUGAAAAAUAUCAAUAUUUAACGGUGCAACUGUGUCCAAUCCUGUCAUGAUUUAUUCAUCCACUAGCAUGAAGAAAAGAACAGAAAAAUAAACAGGUAUUGUCUUUCAGCAA